AUGCCUGUGGCGGUUGGUGGCGGUUCCCCGGUGCCGUAUUCGCCGCGGCCGUUUGGCGUGGCGUUAGCUGCGCUUGCCUCGCCGGUACAGUCGGCGCCGGUUGCCCCUGUUGCGGCAAUGUCUGUCGUGGGUUCUCCUGCUCACGCGUGCCCCACGGUAGUCGACUCUGGACGAGAGUCGGCGGGUGUGGCCGUCCAACUGCGCGUGGUGGCGCCGGCGCCUGUGUGUGCCUUCGUUCUGGCGGCUGCGGCUGACGUGGCGCCUCUCCCUGCUCCUGGCACGACGCCCUCUCUCGCGCCUCACGUUUUGGUGUUGUCGUCGCCUGCUGAGACGGCGGCUGUUGCUAGGGUGGCACCUGCGUCUAGCGUGGCGCCUCCUCCUGUGCCUGUGGCGCUGCCUGUGGUGUCUCCUGCUGCAUCCCUUAGUGCACCGGGCGGGGAGUCUGCCCCUUCGCUCCCCGCAGCUUCCGCGUCUGCCCAUGCCCUUCCUUCGGCUGUGCAGCAGCGUAACUCCCGUCCACAUUCGCCCUCCCCCCAAGAUGAGCAGGGUGUGUCUCGUCGACGGUGUGAUUCCCCUCGCCGACGGCAGCCGCAGGCGAACUGGCAUAGCCACCAGAGUGGUUGGAGGGGAGGUCGCGGUCACGGGCGUGGCGGCUGGCUGGACGUGCCAGCAACAAUCGCGGACGUGCGGCAGAUUGUGAAUGAGGCGUUUCGCGACGGUCAGGCCGGCCCGGCGAGUCAAAACAGCUCGCGACGUGCGGCUCCCACGCCGGCUGCUCCCCUUCCGGUCGCUCGCCCCGUGGUUGCUCCGACGCCCGCGGUGUCACUGCCGUCGGCCCCUGCUCGUGGUGGUGGGGCUGGACUUCCUCGACUACAGCUCCCUUCUCUGGCAGAGGAGCUCCUUCCCCCGCGCGCCGAGCUCCCCCUCCGGUCCUCCUAA
Closterium sp. NIES-65 is the source of this 939-nucleotide messenger RNA. The record is from the annotation of a GenBank genome assembly. Lineage: Eukaryota; Viridiplantae; Streptophyta; Zygnematophyceae; Desmidiales; Closteriaceae.